AUGGUAAACAAAAUCGACUACUCCAACGCCGCUGCCGGUCUCCGGAUGCAUGUGGGCUCACUCACGGGCUCCCAAGUCCAACUCACUGCUGCCAUCGAGCUCGGCCGUACAAACAGGCCGAAUAGCUAUAAGGCGCGUGCUCAGGCGUUCGAGGAGAGUGUGACGAAUGAUAUGCGCGAGGUGAUCAAAGAUUUGGAUGAUUAUGAGGCGCACUUGAAGGAAAGCGGGAGCACGAAGGACGUGGAGUGUAAGGCACUCGUAUUGGAGCUCUGGGAGGUUAUAGCGAAGCUUAACAGUGGUUUGGCUGAGUUGGAAGAGGUGGUUAGGAGUGGAUAA
Messenger RNA from Morchella sextelata, 336 nucleotides. RefSeq lists its product as uncharacterized. Lineage: Eukaryota; Fungi; Ascomycota; Pezizomycetes; Pezizales; Morchellaceae. The record is from RefSeq and is a predicted model, not a curated record. The coding region runs from base 1 to 336 and encodes 111 amino acids. The transcript has a single exon.